AUGGCCGCCCGAGAUACGGAAUGGGACUCAGACGGAGAAGUGGAGAAGUUGGAGACAGAUGUGAGGGAGAUUUGCAAUAAGAUUUUCGAGUACAGGCGUUUAACAACCCUACCGGAGGAUCAUCUCAGGAACACACCCAACAUCGAUUCCGGGUCGGAUCCUCUUCCAUCGUCGGAACGCCUCACUAUCUCUAUCUCAGCAGGUUCUUUCUUCUCUCUCUACAGCUAUCUUUGUGGUUGUUGGUUAAGUUCCGAGUCUGAUUCUAUUGAUUCAUGUGUUAUUAUGACUGUUUGUUGCAAAGAAUAA
Eruca vesicaria subsp. sativa (arugula) is the source of this 306-nucleotide messenger RNA. Lineage: Eukaryota; Viridiplantae; Streptophyta; Magnoliopsida; Brassicales; Brassicaceae. The record is from the annotation of a GenBank genome assembly.